CUGAUUAUUCGAGUAGUUUUACCACAGUCAGCGACCAGAGCAACCAUAGGGAGAGAUCCGUUACUGGCCCUUUAAAGGGAAUGCCACAACUGUGCGAUCCUUGACAUGAUCUCGACUAGCCUGCGAGAAGGCGCUUCGACCGACAGACCUCUCUUCCUCCAUCCGAGAUCGAAGACUCGUGAAAACUCCAUUCGAAACCUCAAAGCAUUCUCGACAGAAUAUUCGGGAAAAUACCGGGCAAGCCCUCCUCCGACUUUUCAACGUUUCAUCCCGGAUGUUCAUAUCAACGAAUGUCUAGGCUGGACACAGCUAGAUGGCGACCGAGUUUGGUCACUUCUUCAUAAGAUGAGGGCUGGUCCUUGUCCAGGUCUAACCCAGCUCCCGUGGUACUUCGCCAUUGUAUACACGUUUGUUCCAGAAGCAACACUCGACGAAGAUGUGGUUCAGUCACACCUAGAUUUCUUCUAUUUGGCGGGCUUCAUCUGCGUGCCGGUCAAGCUGGACAAUUGGCGGGGUUCGGGCAUUCUCGUGGACUUUUUGGACUUGGUAUCACCGCACUUCCCUGAGUGGCAUCAAUUCGGCUACGGAAGGAUGGUCAAGAAAGAGAGCGAGAUGUAUGAUUUAGAAUACCCAAAUAGAACGGACGCGGCCCCCACAUGAGGGCUCUGUCUCUGAGCAUGUAGGUCGAACCAAUACGAGCACCCAGUUAAGUCUACCCUCCUACUUUUUCCUACGUUUCUUGUUCGGCUCUUCGUCUCAUCCUCCCGUCUCAUUAGCUUCCACCCACGCAAGCCCACGAAAAGGACCCCACGAAUGGC
This is a messenger RNA of Phialemonium atrogriseum, 818 nucleotides long. RefSeq lists its product as uncharacterized. The transcript has a single exon. The record is from RefSeq and is a predicted model, not a curated record. The coding region runs from base 106 to 660 and encodes 184 amino acids. Lineage: Eukaryota; Fungi; Ascomycota; Sordariomycetes; Cephalothecales; Cephalothecaceae.